Molecule: messenger RNA, 1045 nt
Organism: Rosa chinensis
Lineage: Eukaryota; Viridiplantae; Streptophyta; Magnoliopsida; Rosales; Rosaceae
Product: WAT1-related protein At1g44800-like
Exons: 5
Coding region: 7-792 (261 amino acids)
Cellular component (GO): plasma membrane
Molecular function (GO): transmembrane transporter activity
Source: RefSeq, a predicted model, not a curated record
CUUAAUAUGUAUUUUGCAAGCCUGCAGUACACAUCUUCAAGCUUCGUCACGUCAAUAGCCAAUACCAUACCAUCCCUGACUUUCAUGAUUGCAGUCAUACUCAGGAUGGAGGCUCUAGAUGUAAGGAAUCCGCGUGGAAUAGCUAAACUCUUGGGAACAUUAAUAUCUCUGGCUGGGGUCAUCACCAUGACUUCGUACAAAGGACCUGCAAUACAAAGCUUCUCCAGAGCAUCACAACACAUAAGAAGUAAUUUUGUUCACAAAAGCUGGACAAAGGGUUCAAUCCUUGUGAUUGCAAGUUGUAUUACAUGGUCCAUAUGGUACAUAAUGCAGGGGAUCACAUUGAAGAAAUAUCCUGCACAACUGUCACUAACUACAUGGAUCAAUUGUAUCGGUGCAGCGCAAUCCGCUGUGUUCACAGUUAUCAUACAGCACAAACGGGCAGCAUGGAGAAUUACAUACAACAAUGAUUUCUGGUCCAUAAUAUAUGCUGGAGUUGUAUGCUCAGGUAUAACAAUCUUCAUUCAACUAUGGUGUACAAAACAAAAAGGACCUGUCUUUGUGACCAUGUUCAGUCCUCUUGCAACAGCAUUAGUGGCUAUUCUAGGUUACUUCAUUCUCGGCGAAAAGCUGCACAUUGGCAGAAUAGUGGGAGCGGUCAUUAUCAUUAUCGGUCUAUACUUAGUCUUAUGGGGCAAAGAUAGAGAUCAAAAUCAUUUCAAAUCCCAAGAGCAACCUACUGAUAACCAGAAGGAACCCAAGAUGCAAGUGGGAUCUUCAGCAGAAAGAUAGGUCCUCCAAAUGGACCUUGAGGAAAAAGAUAAAACCCAUGGUUGAAGAUUAUGCACCAUAUGACUCAGAAUAACAUUAAGAGGGAAACAAGGAAAUCAUCAAGUUGGCUGGGUCUGUGCCUUUAGUACUAUUGAUGUAUAUCCAUGACUUUACUAAAUAAGAAGUUGGUAGGUGAUAGUUAAUUGAAAUCUUUCACAUUCACUCCAUCCAGUCAUCUUGCAAUCCAGCAUUGAUCAUCGAAGUAGAUGUUUCU